AUGACUACACCGCAGAAAUUUUCCCUCUUUAUCAUUGCUAGGCUCUUGGUAACAUCAACUCUCAAUUUGGAUUUCCCAGGCGGACAAACUGAUGAUCGGGCUUUCAUACGAGGGGAGCUCACCACAGAGAACAUUUGCCUCUUACUGGAAUACUUCGCUCACAGAGACAGUCAUGGCUUCUACACCAAUGAAGGCAGCCUCCAUGAAAUCAAUGAUGAUGACCUUGGAGGGGUCAUGAUAGCAACACUGGCAGAUGACCAGCAAAUUAUCAGUGGAUCUUGGGCCAAGACCACUCGGCAAUGGGAUUUGAAGGCAGAUAAGAAAAUUGAGGACACAUGGGGUGUUUGUGGAGAGGAUAUGUGA
Messenger RNA from Suillus subalutaceus, 363 nucleotides. RefSeq lists its product as uncharacterized. The record is from RefSeq and is a predicted model, not a curated record. The transcript is spliced from 2 exons. The coding region runs from base 1 to 363 and encodes 120 amino acids. NCBI's taxonomy places the organism in Eukaryota, Fungi, Basidiomycota, Agaricomycetes, Boletales, Suillaceae.